UGGUUUACAUUACGUAACACUCGGUGAGUAACACCUUGACGGUCCCUGGCUCUGCGGCUGCACUGAGACAGAGCGACGACUCAUUGACGGACGGUCCCUAACGUUUCUGAUGAAAUCUCUAACUGGAGCUUGAAGACGACCAACCGACACCGACACACGGAAGCGACCGCGCCGUUAAAAUAACACGUUUAUUCGGUAAAACCGGGACAUUAUUAUCACUCAAAGGAGAUAAAAACAGUCUACUCUGAAGAAUGAAGCCGACAAAUUGUAGUUUUUGAUCAAGUAUUUCGAACUACGCCGGUUAACGUACCGCUAAGCUAACUGCUAAACUAAGCUAAGCUAACCUGUUAGCAUCCCCGGCUACCGACCGUCGGAAGCCAGAGACCGCUCUCACCGCCCGCCUUCUUCUUCACUCUUCACGGGGAUUAAAAGCAGACAAAAUGGCUCUUUUCUCAUCAAUGCACCGGGAGUUAUCCACCGUGUUUUCCGUCACCGUGUUCACGAAGUUCUCCACCAGGAAGAAGUCCAACCACCACUCUCAGGGGAGCGUUAGCGCCGCGCAGCUCGACGGGGUCACGGACGUUGUUCCCCCGGUUCCCUGUCUCUGUGGAGGUCGCUGUGCGCACCAGGCUGUGUAAAACACCAUGUCUCACUGAAAUAGCGUUUAACUUGGGUAAUAGAUGGAUGAUAACUGCUGCUGUUGAGCCGCCUACAGUCUGACAGCUGAAUACCCGAGACAUCUGUGUUUCUCAGGUUAUGUCACAUAAUUUAUAUUUUGCACUUUUGCAUUGAAGAUGUUCAGAAGUAUGAGCGCUGACGGACAUUUAUCCGCCGAGCAGAGCUCCUCCUCCGCGGUCCGACGUGGAGUCACCUCCCCCGGGCUCCACAGCCAGGAAAGCUCGUGGAUCGGCCUGCUGUCUAGGCCUGCGAUGGCUUUUCUGCAGAGAUAUUUCCCGGGACGACCCCGGACACCAACCCAGGCUGAAACCGGAGCCGGGUGGACCAGUGGGGGGUUAAAAACCAGCUUUGUUGACGAGGAAAGUGAGUUUUUAAGACAGCUAGACGACAUGAUGCCUCUGACGCAGCACCCGGCUCCUCACCUCACCUACCUGCGGUGUCAGCACGAAGGAGCCGCCGGCCUGCUGGAGCCGAGAGACGGCAGCGCUCUACCGUGGCUGACCGCUGAUUCUCUGCGGGAGAUUGGGAUUCAAAACGCAGAAGACUUGAAUCUCUGCCAGCAAACUCAAAUAGGAUAUUUGUCUUCUGUCAGGACUUUUUUCACUCAUGUUCUGUUGAGCUCAGUGUCAUCUCAGGAAAUGAAACCCACAGGGGGGAAAGACUGGGAGCCUGCUGGUCCCUCUGUGAAGAGCAACGGGGGUAAGAGCAGGACGUGGUGGGGCAGCUUCUGGGGAGGCGAGGAGAGCUCACAGAAAGGGCUGUUGUCAGAUGAGUCCUGGGCUGAGGAGGUCCCAGUCACAGGCUGGCUUUGUCCACAACAACCGGUGGCAGAAACAAAAGUACCCAAAACAACCGAUGUGUUUGUCCAGAGCGGUGACAGAGAAUGGACGCUGGGAGAAAACACUGGACAAACUGACCACAAAGAGGAGCCGGCUAACAAUAGAGGCCUUCAAACAGUCCAGAACACAGAUGGGUCCAUGACUGACCACCGGCUCAGCAUCAGUAACCACCUUAGCAGUUCAGGAGCUGCCACCGCCUGCAGUGAGGUGGCACUGCUGACCCCUGAUCAGGACAAUGGUUACUCCAGUCUGGAGGAGGAACAGUUCCAGGUGUGCCAGCUGCACAUGGUGAAAGCCCUGACUGAAGAGCAGCCGCAGCAGCAGGAGGCUGAAUCAGCUGAGAGUAGUGCCACCAUCGAGACAGAAAUGGAGGAAGAGACUUCUGAAGAGGGAGAGUCUACAUCAGGAAAAGAAGAGGAGGAAGAACAGGAAGCAGCCCCUCAGGAGGGUCAGUCUGCGGAGGCCACAGAGCUCACCAACCCACAGUGCCAGAAUAAAGCCAUUGCCUUCAUCAUGGGCUGCCCAUGCAGUGACGACGACAGCAGCCAAUCAGACGGGGAGUCCGGUGAUGAUGUUGAUGAUGAUGGCUUUGACAGCGAGGGCUCGUCUGAUCUGUCUGACUCGAGCGACGAAGAUGAUGAAGAUGAUGAUGAAGCCUCGGACUCGGACAGCGAGGCAGACUCUGAGGCGGAGCGCCUGUGGAACUCACUGUGCCAAAGUGUGGACCCGUACAACCCCCGAAACUUCACUGCACGGCUGCACACCAUCAGCAGCCCGCCCAGGACCAUCCCCACCUCCACGCCUCUGUCCUCCACCCAGUCCACCCCCGCCUCCUCCCCUGACCUCACCCUGCUCCCUCUCUCCUCUCUCGGAGCCUCCUCUCCCCUCACCUCCUCCUCCCCUCCAUCCGGCAGUGACGUCUGGGACGACUCCACCUCAGCCAGCGAGGUGGACGAAGCGGAAAGCCUCCGCCUUUUGAGCUCCUUCAGCUGCUCCUCGGACCCCUACAGCCCCUUUAACUUCCAGGCCCCACUCAGGACUCGAGUGCUCGUCGAGGCAGGGUCCAGGGCCAGGACCAGGGUUAAGAAGGCCUCCCAGACUCCCCCUCGCUCCCUCUACCAUAACCCAGCAUCUCCACCUGAGUACAGGAAGGAGGAGGCUGAGGAGAGGCUAGACAGUGGCUUCUCUGAACACUCCACCUCCUCUGGCUGCUCCACCACACAGAGCUGCAGCUCCACCAAAAAGGUUCGUUUCUGUGACGAUGUAGAGGAGUUCUUUGCCAGCUGUGGUGAGGAAGAGGAGGAGGACCGGCGGGGCCCCUGGGAGGAGCUGGCCCGCGACCGCUGCCGAUUCCUGCGGCGCUGCCAGGAGGUGGAGCAGAGCAUCGCCUACUGCCUGCAGCCACAGCACCGCAGCCUGGUGUACUGCCGCCUCGCCACAGUCCUCUACGUCCAGGACGCCUGAGGACAGUCCGUCCGACACAUCCUGGACACCUGAGGAAGAUCUGUCCUCUACGUCCAGGAUGCCUGAGGAAGAUCGAUCCGUCCUCUGCAUCCAAGACGCCUGAGGAAGAUCGAUCCAACCUCUAUGUCCACAACACCUGAGGAAGAUCUGUCCUCUGCGUCCAGGAUGCCUGAGGAAUAUCGAUCCGUCCUCUACAUCCAGGACGCCUGACGAAGAUCGAUCCGUCCUCUACGUCCAGGACGCCUGAGGAAGAUCUGUCCUCUGCGUCCAGGACGCCUGAGGAAGAUCGAUCCGUCCUAUACGUCCAGGACGCCUGAGGAAGAUUGAUCCGUCCUCUGCGUCCAGGACGCCUGAGGAAGAUCGAUCCGUCCUCUGCGUCCAGGACGCCUGAGGAAGAUCGAUCCGUUCUCUGCGUCCAGGACGCCUGAGGAAGAUCGAUCCGUCCUCUGCGUCCAAGACUCCUGAGGAAGAUCGAUCCGUCCUCUGCGUCCAGGACGCCUGAGGAAGAUCGAUCCGUCCUCUGCGUCCUCUGCGUCCAGGACGCCUGAGGAAGAUCGAUCCGUCCUCUGCGUCCAGGACGCCUGAGGAAGAUCGAUCCGUCCUCUGCGUCCAGGACGCCUGAGGAAGAUCGAUCCGUCCUCUGCGUCCAGCACGCCUGAGGAAGAUCGAUCCGUCAUCUGCCUCCAGGACGCCUGAAGAAGAUCGAUCCGUCCUCUGCGUCCAGGACGCCUGAGGAAGAUCGAUCCGUCCUCUGCGUCCAGGACGCCUGAGGAAGAUCGAUCCGUCCUCUGCGUCCAGGACGCCUGAGGAAGAUCGAUCCGUCCUCUGCGUCCAGGACGCCUGAGGAAGAUCGAUCCGUCAUCUGCGUCCAGGACGCCUGAGGAAGAUCGAUCCGUCAUCUGCGUCCAGGACGCCUGAGGAAGAUCAAUCCGUCCUCUGCGUCCAGGACGCCUGAGGAAGAUCGAUCCGUCCCUAGGUCCAGGACGCAUGAGGAAGAUCGAUCCGUCCUCUGCGUCCAGGACGCCUGAAGAAAAUCUAUCCUCUAUGUCCUGGACACCUGAAGAAAAUCAGUUCUCUAUGUCCUAGACACCUGAGGAAGAUCUGUCCUCUACGUCCUGGACGCCUGAGGUAGGACAAUCCGUUCUCUAAGUCUUGGAUGCCUGAGGACGAUCUAUUUCUAUGUCCUGGAAGCCUGAAGGUUUCAACACCUGUCAUACUGAGGAAAUGAAAAGCUGCACUCGUUAAGCAGUGAGACACUACAGAGACACAGAGGACAGGUGGACAGACUGAGAGCAGCUGGACUCUUUACUGACUGUGUCUGCAGCUUUGUGUCUCUGGACUGAAACAUGAUUCAGGGCCGCUUCAUAACCGACUUUAGUAAAAUACUGACUGGUGAUCUGAAGGGCUUCUUCACUCGUGGCUUCACUGUUAGUUGAGAAGCCCUCACUGUGUUCUGGUUGGACAGCGUCCUCUUUUUUAUUUCUGGAGACAGAAAGAAGUCUAAAACUGUCUGCAGCUGUCCUCAGUUUGUUAAUGGCAUCAUCCAGUUUACAUUUUCACUUUUAGUGCUGACGAUUACAUCACAGACACCGAAACAAGCUGCAGCUUUCAUCCGAAAUACUCCAAGAAAAGUUUCAGCAGAUGAU
Sebastes umbrosus (honeycomb rockfish) is the source of this 4627-nucleotide messenger RNA. RefSeq lists its product as uncharacterized. The record is from RefSeq and is a predicted model, not a curated record. The coding region runs from base 795 to 2981 and encodes 728 amino acids. Gene Ontology annotation, biological process: response to endoplasmic reticulum stress. Lineage: Eukaryota; Metazoa; Chordata; Actinopteri; Perciformes; Sebastidae. Gene Ontology annotation, molecular function: protein phosphatase regulator activity. The transcript is spliced from 2 exons. Gene Ontology annotation, cellular component: endoplasmic reticulum; protein phosphatase type 1 complex.